This is a messenger RNA of Eimeria necatrix, 3146 nucleotides long. RefSeq lists its product as hypothetical. The annotation marks the transcript as partial. The record is from RefSeq and is a predicted model, not a curated record. The transcript is spliced from 4 exons. Gene Ontology annotation, cellular component: cytosol. NCBI's taxonomy places the organism in Eukaryota, Apicomplexa, Conoidasida, Eucoccidiorida, Eimeriidae.
CCCUGGGGGCCCCCCCCCUGGGGGGCCCCCCCCUGGGGGGCCCCCCCCUGGGGGCCCCCAGAGGGGACAUUUCAAAGUGCAGCAAAGACCCUCUAGUGCCUUUUAAUUUGCUGCUUUCUGCUGCUUAUGAUGAAGUCCUUGGGGAGGCCCUGGGGGCCCCACAGGGGCCCCCAUUUGCCCCAGAGAAGUUCCACCAGGGGGGCCCCCAGGGGCCCCCCGGGGGGCCCCCGGGCCCCGGCAAAACGCCCCUAGGCAUAGACCCCUCGUGGCAUUUACGCUGCGCCUUUCGCCGCCUGCUGCAGCAGCAGCAGCAGCAGCAGCAGCAGCAGCAGCAGCAGCAGCAGCAGCAGCAGCAGCAGCAAAAGGCAGCAGCAAUGGCAGCUGUGCAAAAACGCAUUCUUGCUGCCAGGGGGCCCCCCACCCUUGUGGGGGUCCACCACCUCCAGGGCCACGCCUUCAGCACAAGUCUUCCGGGGGCCUCUCUUUACUUGCUGCCAAACAGGCCAAGGGGGGCCCCCCUGGGGGCCCCCCGGGGGGCCCCCCUGGGGGCCCCCAAGGGGGCCCCCUUGGGGGCCCCCAAGGGGGCCCCCGGGAGGCCUUUGGGGGGCCGCGGGGGGCUUCUGGGGGCCCCGGGGGCCCCUAGGGAAGAGGGGGCCCCCACCAGCCAGGGGGCCUCUAUGGAGAGCAGUUGUACGGCAGCAGCAGCAGCAGCAGCAGCAGCAGCAGGGGCAACUGCAGCAGCACUUGAAGAUUCCGAGGCGGCAGAGGCAGGAACAGCAGCAGCAGCAGCAGCUGCUGCUGCUGCUGCUGCAGCAGCAAAAGUGCUUCCCACGGAGCCGCUGCUGCUGCUGCUGCUGUCUGGAGGCCAUUCUCAAUUCUCUUUUCUUUUGUCUAAAGAGCUGCUGCCCCUCGGGGGGCCCCUUAGGGCCCCUGCUGCUGCUGAGGGGGCCCCCUCUGGGGGCCCCCUGGCUGGGGGGCCCCCCGGGGGCCCCCCUCCUGGGGGGCCCCCAGGGGGCCCCCGUGCCCCCGGGGGCCCCCGGGGGGCCCCCCCAAGGGUUUGGCUGGAGGCGCAGCAAAGGUCGCAGCAGCACUUUUGCCAGGUGGGGGCCCCCAGGGGCCCCGGGGGCCCCCGGGGCAGCGCUGGGGGGCCCCCUGGGUACUGGGGGGCCCCCUUCGCUGAGGGGGGCCCCCCCGAGGGGCCCCCAGAGGGGCCCCCAGAGGGGCCCCCUGAGGGGCCCCCUGAGGAGACCCCAGAGGGGCCCCCAGAGGGGCCCCCAGAGGGGGGGCCCCCAGAGGGGACCCCAGAGGGGCCCCCAGAGGGGCCCCCAGAGGGGGGGCCCCCCGAGCCGGGGGCCCCCCUUCCUUUCCGCCUGGUGACCCUCGGGGAGACCCAAGAUGAUGCCCUUGGGGAGGCCCUGGACAAAGCUGCGAGGCAGCUGCGGGCCCUUGCUGCUCAGCAGCAGCAGCAGCAGCAGCAGCAGCAGCAGCAGCAGCAGCAGCAGCAGCAGCAAGUGCAGCAGCAGCAGCAAACGCAACGGCUGCAGCACCAGCACCCGCAGCGCCAGGAGCAGCAACUGCACCAGCAGCAGCAGCAGCAGCAACGCCAGCAGCAACUCCAGCAGCAGCAGCAGCAGCAGCAGCAGCAGCAGCAGCAGCAGCAGCAGCAGCAAAGUGGUGGCGCGUAUCUGGAGGCUCUUGCUGCUUCUGCUGCAGCAGACAAUUUGCUGCUGCUGCCAAAAGCCCCUCCUUCUCACCAGACUCGAAGUCUGGACUUCAGCUUCUCAGGCCUAAAGGCCCACCUCAGUCGCCUUUUGAAGUCUCAGGGGGCCCCCGGGGGCCCCCCAUCUCUUUCCACUCAGAGGGCCCUUGCCAAAUACAUUCAAGACUGCCUUUUCUACCCCGUGUCCCGCCGCCUUUCGCAAGCCCUUUGGCUGACUGAAUUUAUACCAGAGAUUAAAACCCUCGCCCUAGUGGGCGGAGUUGCUCGUAAUCGGGAACUGCAGCAGCAAGUGCUGCAGCUGCUGCAGCAGCGCGCGGACAGCCAGCAGCAGCAACAGCAGCAGCAGCGCGAGUUUGCUGCCCUCAAGAAGCGCCUCGCGAAGCUCGUCCAGAGGCGGCCCCUCCUCAUCCUUUCAGGCCCACCGCAGCAGCAGCAGCAGCAGCAGCAGCAGCAGCAGCAGCAGCAGCAGCAGCAGCAGAGAGAGGCCCUGCGAGCGCUAAUUGACCGUUUUUCUGUCUCCGACUAUUUGGCAUUUCGCAUUCCUGUUUCUUCUUUUGUCUCCUUUUGCUGCAGCACAACUGCUGGGGGGGCCCCCGUUGCUGCUGAGGGGCCCCUCUGCAUACCUGCAGCUCUUUUGGCUGCUGCUGCUGCUGCUGCUGUACCCUCACGGGCGCCAGCAGCAGCAGCAGCAACAGCAGCAGCAGCAGCAGCAGCAGCAGGGGAUCGCAGGGACCACACGGGCACCACUACGCGUGAAUGCAGGCGGUUUGAUUUGCUGCUGCCGGGACAGUCGCAGUGGCUACAGCAGCAGCAGCAGCAGCAGCAGCAGCAGCAAGUUGGCAGCAGCAGCAGCAGCAGCCUGGGGACUGCUCCCUUCGGCCAGCCUGGAGCCAAUCCUCUCUUCCAGUUUCUCCCAGCGUUCUGGUGCUACUGCGGCUCUUGCAGCAGCAGCAGCAGCAGCAGCAGCAGCAGCAGCAGCAGCAGCAGCAACAGCAGCAGCAGCAGCAGCAGCAGCAGCAGGGGUGUGCAGCGUCUUGUAGUUCCUGCUGCUUCUCUGUGCAACGAUAAUGCUGCAAUGAUUGCAUGGGCAGCUAUUCAAUACAUGCAGGCCCACAGGGGGGCCCCCAAAGGGGGGCCCCCCCAAGGGGGCCCCCCAAGACAGGGGGCCCCCCAAGACAGGGGGCCCCCAAGGGGGGCCCCCCAAGACAGGGGCCCCCCUACUGGGGGCCCCCAAGGAAGGAUAGUACCCUCUGUGAAGCCGAAAUGGGACGGAGGGGGCCCCCUGCUGCAGCCGUUGGCAGCAAUGGAUUUGCUGCUGCUGCAUGCGUUGCUGCAGCAGCAAGCGCGUCCCCGGGGACGACCCUUGGGGGGCCCCCAGCAGCAGCGGGGGGCCCCCUUUGCUGCUGCAGAGCAGAACUGGUCUUAA